Messenger RNA from Lampris incognitus (smalleye Pacific opah), 645 nucleotides. RefSeq names its product ELL-associated factor 1-like. The transcript has 4 exons. The record is from RefSeq and is a predicted model, not a curated record. Gene Ontology annotation, cellular component: super elongation complex. Gene Ontology annotation, biological process: regulation of transcription elongation by RNA polymerase II; positive regulation of DNA-templated transcription. The annotation marks the transcript as partial. Gene Ontology annotation, molecular function: transcription elongation factor activity. Lineage: Eukaryota; Metazoa; Chordata; Actinopteri; Lampriformes; Lampridae.
UUUGCUAAAGUUUAGCCAGCAGGCUAGCUUCGUCUUGUUGACUUAUGUUAUUGAGUUAUCGUUGUUUGAGCUAGCCUCCGAUCUAUUUCUCUUAGUAUCUGAGACAAAUGGGAAACUGAAACUUUUAAAAAGGAGCCAUGAACGGCAGCACUACGCCACUCUUAGACAAAGAGGAGCAUGUUUUGAAGCUCGGAGAGAGCUUCGAAAAGAGGCCAAAAUCUUCCUUUCAUACAAUUAGAUAUGACUUUAAACCUGCGUCUAUCGACACGAGCUGUGAGGGAGAGCUGCAAGUUGGAAAAGGGGAUGAAGUCACGAUAACAUUACCUCACAUUCCAGGUUCCACACCUCCCAUGACAGUAUUCAAAGGGAACAAGCGGCCGUACCAAAAAGACUGUGUGCUCAUCAUCAACCACGACACGGGCGAGUUUGUCCUAGAGAAACUAAGCAGCAGCAUCCAGGUCAAGAAAACCAGGGCGGAGGGGAGCAGUAAAAUCCAGGCCCGGAUCGAGCAGCAGUCGGUACGGUCCACCCAACCUACCUCCCAGUUCCGAGCCCCCACCAAGCCUGGUGCGGGUAUCAAGACCUCCCCCUCCCCAUCCAAAGAUAACCCUUCUCCAGAACCCCAGCUUGAUGACAUCAAGAGAG